Messenger RNA from Xenopus laevis (African clawed frog), 956 nucleotides. RefSeq names its product THO complex subunit 7 homolog (gene thoc7.L). Lineage: Eukaryota; Metazoa; Chordata; Amphibia; Anura; Pipidae. The transcript has 9 exons. The coding region runs from base 202 to 822 and encodes 206 amino acids. The record is from RefSeq and is a predicted model, not a curated record.
CGAGUGCGAGGCGGUGACUGAGGCCUCCAUGCUCCUGCCUGUCUCUCCGGCUCUUGCUGCUGCUGCAUUCUGGGAGUCUGACCUCACUGUUACUCGCCGCCACCGCCAUGGGAGCCGUCACCGACGGCACAUUUUUGUUUUAGGGUUGACUUGCCCUUUUAUUAAUUGGCACCAGCAUGAUGCUCAUGGUACAGUAGGCACAUGAAAUGCAGCCACCUGUGUUUGGAGAUCGUAGAUGACGUUAUCCGCAAAAGACUUUUGAUUGACGGCGAUGGAGCCGGAGACGACCGAAGAAUUAAUUUAUUGGUAAAGAGUUUUCUGAAAUGGUGCAGUUCCGGUUCCCAGGAGGAAGGAUACAGCCAGUACCAGCGCAUGCUGAGCAGCUUGUCUCAAUGUGAAUUUUCUAUGGGAAAAACACUCCUAGUGCAUGAUAUGAAUCUGCGGGAAAUGGAGAACUAUGAAAAAAUAUAUGUUGAUAUAGAGAGUGGUAUUGCUGCAGCACAUGAGAAAAUCACAGAGUGCAAAAAACAAAUCUUGCAAGCCAAGCGAAUCCGGAAAAAUCGUCAAGAAUACGAUGCAUUAGCCAAAGUGAUUCAGCAACAUCCAGACAGACACGAAACUCUAAAGCAGCUGGAAGCUUUAGAUAAAGAACUGAAACAGCUGUCGCACACUAAAGAAAAUGUGGAAGACAAGCUGGAGUUACGAAGGAAGCAGUUCUACGUUCUUCUCAGUACUAUACAUGAGCUGCAACAGACUCUGGAAAAUGAUGACAAACUUGCAGAAGAAUCUCAGGAGUCACCGAUGGAAACUCAAAAUCCAUAGACGGAAAAUUGUAGCCUUUAUUCUGCCUCAUUAGCUGGAUAUAGGAGGCAUGUAGGAAUGGAAUGGGUUUGAUACAUACCGUAGUUGCAACACUGAGAUACCUAUGGAACAGCUUUUAUGUACAUUCAUUUAAA